This is a messenger RNA of Labrus bergylta (ballan wrasse), 3963 nucleotides long. NCBI's taxonomy places the organism in Eukaryota, Metazoa, Chordata, Actinopteri, Labriformes, Labridae. The record is from RefSeq and is a predicted model, not a curated record.
CUAGCAUGUUUUCCACUGCAGAGGAGCACAGAGAGCUGUGAACAGUCAGUACAGAGGACUUUGGAGCUGUCAGAAAUUUAAAUCAUGGCGAUUAACGGAAGCAUUAGCUGCCGCUUGUUUUAUAGACUCAAUAGUUUUACACAUUUGAAACCUAUACAAUGCCUAAAUGCGCUCUAUCAGCGACUGUAUUCUGGUGCGACGCAAAAGGAAAAUGAAUUUCAACUUAGAGACUCGACUUUAUCAGCUACCAACUUUUCUGCAUCGAGACAGGAGACGCUAGGAGACAGCAGCAUACUUCCCUUUUCAGCGUUUUUGACGGACAACUUUGGCCGGCAGCACAGCUACCUGAGAAUCUCCCUGACUGAGAAAUGCAACCUGCGCUGUCAGUACUGCAUGCCGGAGGAGGGGGUGAAGCUGACGCCCCGGGCCCAGCUGCUGUCCACCUCAGAGGUGCUGACUCUGGCUCGCCUCUUCGUCCAGGAGGGGGUGGAGAAAAUCCGCCUGACUGGAGGAGAGCCUCUCAUCAGACCUGAUGUGCUGGAAAUCAUCGCAGAACUGAGGAAGCUGGAGGGCCUGAGAACCAUCGCAGUGACCACCAACGGCAUGAACUUGGCCAAGCUUCUGCCUAAGCUUAAAGACGCCGGACUUGACCUGAUUAACAUCAGCCUGGAUUCGCUGGUCCCGGCUAAAUUUGAGUUUAUUGUAAGGCGGAAAGGGUUCCACAAGGUCAUGGAGGGUAUUGACAAGGCCAUCGAAAUGGGCUACAACCCUGUCAAGGUGAACUGUGUGGUCAUGCGAGGCCUGAACGAGGAUGAGCUGCUGGAUUUCGUGGCUCUGACGGAGAAGAAGCCUCUGGAGGUGCGCUUCAUUGAAUACAUGCCUUAUGCAGGCAACAAGUGGAACUUUAAGAAGAUGGUUAGUUACCAGGAGAUGCUGGAUCGUAUCAGGCAGCAGUGGCCCGACCUAGAAAUGCUUCAAACUGGACAAACAGACACAGCCAAGACAUUUAAAGUGCCAGGCUUCAAAGGUCAGGUUGGAUUCAUCACCUCAAUGUCGGAGCAUUUCUGUGGCUCCUGCAACCGCUUACGCAUCACAGCAGACGGCAGCCUCAAGGUGUGUUUGUUUGGGAACUCUGAGGUGUCCUUGAGAGAUUUCUUGCGCUCAGGAUCAUCAGAGGAAGAGCUUCUGCAGAUCAUCGGAGCAGCAGUGGGCAGGAAGAAGAAACAACAUGCAGGAAUGUUCAAUAUCUCCAAGAUGAAGAACCGGCCUAUGAUCCUCAUUGGUACCAGAUUCCAACCGCCUAUGUCACAAGACAGCCAGAGAGAUUUCCCCAUUGUUUCCCAGCUUCCAAACAACACAGUCCUCUCUGCAGACACAGCUCCUCAUAUGUGCGCUUCAGGCAGCAGGAGAGUCCAAAUGAGAGAAAUGGAUUUAUUGUGCCUUCCACACUGCACUCGUUCAAUACAAGGAGACUGUUUUUGCUCCUCUAGGACCCAAAUGAGUGGGGGAAUUCAUGCCUGGUCAGAAAUGAACAAAGAAACACCCAAUGUGACAGAAAACAUCCAAAGUGAAACACUUCUUCCCUCCUCUGAGAUUGUUGAUAGUCUCAAUUUCAGCAGGACUUCAAAUUCAACCUCCCGCACAAAUAUCAGGAGAAGCAUUAAUGAAGGCUGUCUCAGGUACGCAAUAGCCAGGAGUCCUAACGUUCUGAAGAAGAACGUACUCAGGACUCUAGGAACGCCUGUUUUUUGCACACUAAUGAAUGCCAAAAUGAAUGUAAAGCACUACAAUGUUAGACUGUGCCAUAAUAAAAGCUCAAGUGAAGACCAUAGUCUUAAACUCCAACGGUGUGUCAGUGAUCAGAGUAGGUCAAGCACAAGCGUCUCCAACACCCACCAGAAUGAAACCACUGAAGCCCAGCUGACGCACACAGACGCCCAGGGCCGUGCCUCCAUGGUCGAUGUAGGGGGGAAAAAUCCCACACGGCGAGCGGCCACAGCCAGUGCCACCGUCAUCCUGGGCCCCAUCGCAUUCCAGCUGCUGAGGGACAACCAGCUGGCCAAGGGUGAUGCCCUGGCCGUGGCACAGUUGUCUGGCAUCAUGGCUUCCAAGCAGACCUCGGUCCUCAUCCCACUCUGCCACCCGCUCCCCUUGGACCACGUGUCCGUCACCUUUCACCUGGAUGAGCUGCAGGACGCUGCGGUCAUCACAGCAACGUGUCGCACUACGGGAAAGACAGGGGUCGAGAUGGAGGCCUUGACAGCAGUUUCUGUUGCAGCAUUGACCGUCUACGACAUGUGCAAGGCCGUGAGCCAUGACAUCGUCAUCACAGAUGUCAAACUGGUCAGUAAGUCAGGCGGGAAGAGGGACUUUCAUCGUCAACAAUAAAUCAUCAUGAAGAAAACUGAGAAUCAAUGAUUUGUAAUCGGCAUGAAGAAGUGCACCUUUUUCACUUGAUUUGAUGUAUGUUCUACAAGCUGAAGGUAGUGAUCAGAAAGAAGAAAAUAUAUAAAGUUAUAGAAAAAAUGAAGAGACCACUGCAAAUAGUUCUUAAUUCAGCAUCUCUAUGCAUAGAAGGCAUCCUUUUGUAGUGUCUGAUAAAAUUCAAAGGAGGCACACCUCAUUAUACUAAUUGAGGAUUUGGUGAUCACCUCACAAACCAUUCAAUAAAGCUGAGCUGCUUGAAUUUUUGCGUCAAGAGUGGUAUAAUGUCCCCCAACAGCAAUGUGAAAGACUGUGUGGAGAGCAUGCCAUGACACAUGAAAGCUCUGGUGGGACGCUGGUUUAACUCAGUUGGUAGAGCAUGAGUCCCACAUACUGAGGCCUCGAUGCUUGUUUGACACCUGACCAUGACCAUUUGGUGCACGUCAUUUCAUUCUCUGUCUCUUCUCAACUUUCCCUGUCCAAUAAAGACAAAAAGACUGAAAAAUAAUCUUGAAAAGAAAAAACAAAUCAGCAAUGGGUUGCACCAGCUUUGCAUAAAUCCAAGCAUAGGUUAGUUCCCACUGGAGAUUACAUCCCUCAUAAAUGAUCAUGAAGCGUUUUAAAGCCUUGUGCUGUAGUUGAUGAUUUGACCACUAGAUGUCACCGUUGUUUCUUUACACCAGCUGUACAUUAAGAAUGUAGUUUUUAGUUAUAACCUGAUCAUCCUGCCUUGUCAUAUUUUGCAGAACUUUUUUGUUGCUCUUUGUCCAUUAACAGAAGUUACUCUCAGCUGUUUGUCUGUUUUAAAGACAACAAGGCUUGAGAGACAAACACACUGCAUUAAGAUAAAAGCUUUCCACUGACUGCUCACAUGAAGUUAAAACUUCAUCUCUGAAACAAUAUUUUGGUUAGUUUAGAUGUGACGAUAUAUAAUCGUUACAAUGAACCUUACAUCCCUGUGGGGUAGACAAACACUGACAUGACUGAAGCUGCAAAUCAACAAGUUUCUGAAAUGACUAUUUUUCUUACAUGUUGAAUUCUUUGAUAAACCUCAAUGAACUAUGAAGAAUAUUAAAUUAAGAAUGAAGUCUAGGUACUUGACCUGUUAAAGCUGGCAGAAACAGAUGAAUGGGAACAGAGGAGUGUGUGUGUGUCUCUAAAUGACCUCUUCUCACCUGCUUCGUGUUGCUGUAAAUAACUUCACUACAUGUCUGAGCAUUUGACAUUUGGGGUUGACUCAACUGUAAGAAAUAUAACAGUAACUACUUUCAGCAUUCCCCUCCAAAGCUAGUAUAAAGUGAAAUGUUUAGAACGGGGAAGGCUAUACUUUACUUUGACCUCUUCAGUGCAAACUGGAAACAUGACAGUGAGGUGACCGUUCUAUACCCAUUACUUUUUACAUAGUUGAAGAUUAUUUUUCUGUGGCCCUACUCCUCUUCCGUACAAAUAACACAUAAACCUGUUCCCUGUCAAAGUUUUGUGAUGGUUAAUUUGCUGUUUGUGCUCGGAGAUAUUAAUAAAGUAAUUUCAUAAUUAUCA